AUGGAUUCGCGGCGUUGCUACCUGUGGAUGUUGUUGAUUCUUUUUGAAGCUUGUUUGAUAAACGGAGAAAUGUUCGACGGUUGGAAAGAGGGGUUGUUCUCUUUGGGCGAAGGGAUCGCGACUGUGGCGCGGACUGUUGUGGACGUCGGCACCAUCAUCAACGACGCCGUCGAGGAGGACUGCGAAUAUUCGUGUCCGUCGGGGUUUGAACCAUUGCCAAGAAGAGACCAUGUGGCGACGGCAAAUGGGUGCGGCUCUUACGGGUUACAGCUUCAAGAUGUCGGGAUUACCGGUGUGAAUUUUGAUCCCUGCUGCAACUCUCAUGAUAUUUGUUAUGACACAUGUGGAACUGACAAGGAUAUCUGUGAUCUGGAG
Notodromas monacha is the source of this 375-nucleotide messenger RNA. Lineage: Eukaryota; Metazoa; Arthropoda; Ostracoda; Podocopida; Cyprididae. The record is from the annotation of a GenBank genome assembly.